GACUGUGGGCAGCCGGCCGUGCGCCUGCGCGGUGGCCCUUCCGUGCCGGCAGUCGUGGCUGCGGAGCUGAGGCGAGAGGUUGGUGGGUGUUGGCGGCCACGAUGACCCAGGCUGAGAAGGGUGACGCGGAGAACGGGAAGGAGAAGGGCGGAGAGAAGGAGAAGGAGCAGCGGGGCGUGAAGCGGCCCAUCGUGCCCGCGCUGGUGCCGGAGUCGCUGCAGGAGCAAAUCCAGAGCAACUUCAUCAUUGUCAUACAUCCAGGUUCAACAACUUUAAGGAUUGGUCGAGCCACAGACACUCUUCCUGCCAGCAUUCCUCAUGUCAUUGCACGAAGACACAAACAACAAGGGCAGCCCCUAUACAAGGACAGUUGGCUUCUAAGGGAGGGACUAAAUAAACCGGAAAGUAAUGAACAAAGACAAAAUGGCCUUAAAAUGGUGGAUCAAGCAAUAUGGUCUAAAAAGAUGUCCAAUGGUACAAGACGCAUUCCUGUGUCCCCUGAACAGGCACGCUCUUACAAUAAGCAGAUGAGACCUGCAAUUUUAGAUCACUGUUCGGGAAAUAAGUGGACAAACACAUCUCAUCACCCUGAGUAUUUAGUAGGAGAGGAGGCCUUGUAUGUUAAUCCACUGGACUGUUACAAUAUUCACUGGCCUAUUAGAAGAGGUCAGUUAAAUAUUCAUCCAGGCCCUGGGGGCUCUCUUACAGCUGUUCUGGCAGAUAUUGAAGUAAUAUGGUCUCAUGCGAUACAAAAAUACUUGGAAAUCCCACUGAAAGAUUUAAAGUAUUAUAGAUGUAUCUUGUUAAUUCCUGAUAUCUAUAAUAAACAGCAUGUGAAGGAACUAGUGAAUAUGAUACUAAUGAAGAUGGGCUUUUCAGGGAUCGUGGUCCAUCAGGAGUCUGUGUGUGCCACCUAUGGCAGUGGCUUAAGCAGCACGUGUAUUGUAGACGUUGGGGACCAGAAGACAAGCGUAUGCUGUGUGGAGGAUGGGGUGUCUCAUCGGAAUACUCGGCUUUGUCUGGCAUAUGGAGGAUCUGAUGUGUCAAGAUGUUUUUACUGGCUAAUGCAGCGAGCUGGGUUCCCUUACAGAGAAUGCCAGUUAACAAAUAAAAUGGAUUGUCUUCUUCUGCAACACCUUAAAGAAACUUUUUGUCAUUUAGAUCAGGACAUCUCUGGGCUUCAGGACCAUGAGUUUCAGAUUCGACAUCCUGAUUCUCCUGCCCUGCUUUACCAGUUUCGAUUAGGAGAUGAAAAACUCCAGGCUCCAAUGGCUUUGUUCUACCCCGCAACUUUUGGAAUUGUUGGACAGAAAAUGACGACUUUGCAGCACAGAUCUCAGGGCGAUCCUGAGGAUCCUCACGAUGAACAUUACCUGCUGGCCACACAGAGCAAACAAGAACAGUCUGCAAAAGCUACUGCUGACCGAAAGUCUGCAUCCAAACCUAUUGGAUUUGAAGGGGAUCUUCGUGGCCAGUCCUCUGAUCUUCCAGAAAGACUCCAUUCCCAAGAAGUAGAUUUGGGGUCCUCACAGGGAGAUGGCCUGAUGGCCGGCAACGAUUCCGAGGAGGCCCUCACUGCACUGAUGUCCAGGAAGACUGCCAUCUCGCUGUUUGAAGGGAAAGCCCUGGGCCUGGAUAAAGCUAUCCUUCAUAGCAUAGACUGCUGUUCAUCCGAUGAUACCAAAAAGAAGAUGUACAGCUCCAUCCUAGUGGUGGGAGGUGGUUUGAUGUUUCAUAAAGCUCAAGAAUUUCUGCAGCACAGAAUUCUCAACAAAAUGCCACCAUCGUUCAGGCGAAUUAUUGAAAAUGUGGAUGUGAUCACAAGGCCUAAGGACAUGGACCCCCGACUGAUUGCAUGGAAAGGAGGGGCAGUGUUGGCUUGUUUGGAUACAACACAGGAACUGUGGAUUUAUCAGCGAGAGUGGCAGCGCUUUGGUGUCCGCAUGUUACGAGAGCGGGCUGCGUUUGUGUGGUGAAUGGGGAGGAAAUGUCACUGCUGAAGACCAAAAACAAGCUUCUUGGUAUAAAAGACUCUUACAGAAUAUAGGUAUUGUAAUUUAUUGGUCUAGAUGCUUAAGUGUCAUGGACAGUAAAUGAAUUUGAACUUUAUGUUGAGGACAUGACAUUGGUUUGAAAUUAUAAACUGCUUUUGAGCAGUUUGGUCAGGGCAUUUGAGAAUAAAUAGGAACUUACUCUUCAGUUGUAAACUCUCUUGCCCUCUCUCAGGGUCUCAUAAACUCCCCAGUGAUGUAAACAUUGCUAUUGAAGUUUCUCAUGUGGUGAAGCCCUUCAUUUAAGUUGGCUCGUUGAAUCUCAUCAGCAGGCAGCCUCAUAAAACCAUGAGGGGUAGUGUGUGACGAGGGAGAACUGUCCACUCAUGCCAUUCUCUCUCUUGUCUAGUAUUUCAUUAGGAUCUAAAGUUGUCUGAGUUAAAUGUACUUAUGAUGUGACUCAUAUGUCCUUUUAGAAUCC
Molecule: messenger RNA, 2472 nt
Organism: Chlorocebus sabaeus (green monkey)
Lineage: Eukaryota; Metazoa; Chordata; Mammalia; Primates; Cercopithecidae
Gene: ACTR8
Product: actin related protein 8
Source: RefSeq, a predicted model, not a curated record